Messenger RNA from Pistacia vera, 1007 nucleotides. RefSeq names its product photosystem I reaction center subunit III, chloroplastic. Lineage: Eukaryota; Viridiplantae; Streptophyta; Magnoliopsida; Sapindales; Anacardiaceae. Gene Ontology annotation, cellular component: photosystem I; chloroplast thylakoid membrane; photosystem I reaction center. The coding region runs from base 153 to 818 and encodes 221 amino acids. The transcript has 2 exons. Gene Ontology annotation, biological process: photosynthesis. The record is from RefSeq and is a predicted model, not a curated record.
CUCCCUUUCUCAGAAUCUAAAAACCUUUCCUCCACACUCUCCUCUCAAUCUCAAUCUCAUCAAACCCUUUCUUCUUCUUCCUCUUCAAAAUUCUCCCUUUAAAAUAACCCAAAAAUUUAUAAGAAAAAAAACCCUGAAAAAAACCUUAGAAAAUGUCUCUCACCAUACCCACCAAUCUCUCCAAACCCCUCUUGAAACCGAAGCUAAAUUCUCAAAAAUGUUCAAGACCCAUGAUCACAUGCUCCGCCGCUCCAACCCCAGAUCAGAAACCUUCUCCUCCGCCGCUGCAGGCCUUCUCCGCAGCGUUGGCGCUCUCCUCUAUCCUCCUCUCCGCCCCGCUCCCGGCCGCAGCUGACAUCUCCGGGCUAACCCCGUGCAAGGAGUCGAAACAGUUCGCGAAACGAGAGAAGCAACAGAUAAAGAAGCUCGAAUCUUCGUUGAAACUCUACGCGCCAGACAGCGCGCCGGCUCUGGCCAUUAAAGCGACGGUGGAGAAAACGAAACGUAGAUUCGAUAACUACGGGAAACAGGGGUUGCUUUGCGGGUCGGAUGGGUUGCCCCAUUUGAUCGUGAGCGGCGAUCAGAGGCACUGGGGAGAGUUCAUUACGCCGGGGAUUUUGUUCUUGUACAUUGCCGGGUGGAUUGGGUGGGUUGGAAGGAGCUACUUGAUCGCCAUUAGCGACGAAAAGAAGCCAGCGAUGAAGGAGAUUAUUAUUGAUGUACCGUUGGCUUCACGGCUGCUGUUCAGAGGUUUCAGUUGGCCGGUUGCUGCUUACAGAGAGUUUGUUAAUGGUGAUCUUGUUGUCAAGGAUGUGUAAUCUAAUCGCCUCAUCAGAGAGAUGGAAUGGAAAAUAGAAAAUGCUUGAUAUGGUGGAGGACGAAAGAUGGGAUGAGAGGGGAGGAAUGAUUAAUUAGUGCAAAAUUUUCUGUAUUUAAUUUGUAAAACUUGGUUGUAUGCAAUGCUGGUCUUCAAUUAAUACUCAAAAAUCAUCCUCUUUUCCAUUCAA